This is a messenger RNA of Batrachochytrium dendrobatidis JAM81, 4551 nucleotides long. RefSeq lists its product as uncharacterized. Gene Ontology annotation, cellular component: small-subunit processome; 90S preribosome; t-UTP complex. The record is from RefSeq and is a predicted model, not a curated record. NCBI's taxonomy places the organism in Eukaryota, Fungi, Chytridiomycota, Chytridiomycetes, Rhizophydiales. Gene Ontology annotation, molecular function: snoRNA binding. The coding region runs from base 1 to 4551 and encodes 1516 amino acids. Gene Ontology annotation, biological process: positive regulation of transcription by RNA polymerase I; maturation of SSU-rRNA from tricistronic rRNA transcript (SSU-rRNA, 5.8S rRNA, LSU-rRNA). The transcript has a single exon.
AUGUAUCAAGCCGAAAAUCUGCUUGAACCACUGCUGAAAAAAUUGAUUCAGUCAUACACUCCCAAUCAAGACGAUGCGUCAGAUUCACCGGAAGCAACCAUUUUUGCAUCUAUUGUUUCUGGUUCUUGUCUUGAAACCACUACUCUUCGACGGGUGCUAGAGCUUUCUCUUCAGUCGUAUAUAUCUUCAGUAAUUGAAUGCGACACUCCAAAAAUAAUGGGUGCUGGAUCUCUUUUACGCCAAGUAUACGAAAAGAAUGUGGCAAUUUUGGACAGCAUCAUUGAUGCAGAGUUUAAACUGUGCAAUGAUACUGGCGAUAAGGGUAAACUCCAUCGUGCUGCUCUUCAAAAGCUUAUGACUUCGUUUCUCAAGGGAACUAUGCUGGAAAGCGUGGAUGAUAAGGGCACUACCUUGUAUCUUAGUUUGCACCACCCUCAACCAGAAGUCCGUCUUUUAGCUAUUGAAAAGCUUCAGUCGAUUUUAGAUACAGAUUUGCUCACUAAUGAAAAAACUAGUAUGCACGACAUUGCUCGUGAAACUCUAUCGGUUCUUAUUACAGACCAAGACCAGACUGUAGCAACUGCUGCUCUUAGCUUUCCCAAUCUUGUCUCGUAUGUGCCUAUAAAUGAGCUUUCUUCAUUUGCUGCAGAUCUAUUGGCAUCAAAGCAUACCGAGACUCGAUUGCGUGCUGCUGCAGCUCAGGUUUUAUGCAAGCUUCUUGAUAAACCAGAUUGCCCAAUGUCUUGCUGUGAGGUGUUGCUUGGAACCAUUUGGCGUACAGAAAAAUCCACUGUUGCAGCCACGCUCUUGGCCUCUUUUCUGCCUGCUCUUUUGCAGCGGAUUGGUAUCAAUACAGCAGCAAGUGUCGAGUUUGGCCAAAAAUUUGUUGAAAAUGUAAAUCUUCAACAGCAACAGCAGUCUGAGCAAGUUCAAGAAACGCCAAAAGAUCAAAGUUCGCCUCAUACACUCAUGAAUAUUGCAACCAUCAAGUUUCUUGGAGAUGCUUUGCGUACCUCGACCAUAUUUAGAGCUUUUGUGAUUCAAAAUGCCGUGCAUUCCAAAUUUGAUCGUGCGCGCUUGGUAGGCAUUUUAGCUCUUGCAGGUGAAAUCAAGUCGGUUUCUCAACUGGACAAAGAUACACUUACAUUGGUGCCAUUCUUGAUGAAGAAUCUUUCCGAGAUCCCGACUACCACUCGAAAUCCUGUUACCAAUAUUAUUGGUAUUAUUGAUAGUAAUCGCAUUGUCAUGUCAGGAAAAGAUGCGCAGACAUUUGCCAUUGUCAAGAUUGUUUUAGAAAUCAUCAAGAAACUUUCUCAGCCAGCCUCAUGGCUUGAUUCGGAAGCAGCUACACAAAGCGUUCAUACAUGUACUCUUAAAGGUGUGUUUUUGGCUGUUCUUGCCGUCAAAAACCAAGCUAUUCGCGAACACCUUGUUGAAAAGUUCCUUGAUCUUGUUGGCACUCGCAACAUUGUUUCAUUUUGUGCCAGUCUUUGGAUCGCUGCCAAUAAUUCUAAUAUAGGCAUUCUGGGUCUAACUAUUGUCAAAAAAUUCAUUUCUUCAAGUUCUGCAAAGGCAUUUGACUAUCAGCUUGCUAUUCCUAGUAUUUUAUUAGCACUUGUUCAUGCAGAUCAUCAUAUUCGUAGUGCAGCCAUGGACAUUAUGAAAGUGAUAUGCAGCGAAUAUGGCAAACUGAGUGGUUUGCAACUAAAGCUUUCUCAAGAGAAUAUAUACGGCUACGAGUACUUUUAUGGAAGCAAAUCUUCCGAGGUUGGAUAUCUCACUGUUGCAUCAGCAGCCAGAUUUGCCAACCAGAUUUGCAACUGGCAACAUGAAAUUAUUGCGGAUGCCUGCUUUUUAAAGAAUAACAUUCACACUGCUCUUCGCCGUGGAGAUGAAGCCAAGAUAAAGUAUCAGGAAGAUGUGUUGGGAUUUUUGUUGACCAACAUUUGUGCAUUUGGCAUUGUAGACGCUCAGAUUCAGUUGGUUUCACUUUUGGAAAACGUGGAUUCGCCAUUAAAAUUGAAAGGACUGUUUCCUCUUGUGGAGUCCAAUACUGCCAUAGUAUUUUCGGAGAUGACUUGUGCAGAUCUUGGCACCGAGAAAUCGACAAAAGAAGUCGAGCUUGUUACUAAGCAUGCCACACUUUUGGGUCUACUGACCCAAUCAUACUCUUCAGCUGCAGUUGCAUCUCUGUUUCAGUCUCGCAGCGGACGCUAUCUUAAAUCCUUUUGCAAUCUUUUGUCUCCAAAUACAUUUUUGAAAAUCAGUGACGCGCACAAACAGCUAUGGUGCACAGUCAAUGCAUGUGCGCUAGAACAAAUUACGGAUACUUGGAUCUCUAGUAUUCAAGUUGAAAAGUGUCAAGUCGUGUUUACUGCACUGAUUGAUCUCAUUGCUUUUGGCGAUGGUGAGAUUUCCGCCAAAGUCAAAAUUAUGCUCAAGCCACUACCUCUCACUGGACAGGCUAUUCUUCCCAUUCUUGAACGUAUUCAGCAACACUUGUCCAAUAAUUUGAAUCCAUCCACAAGCAAGCGUGUUAAAGGUCAAGCAGCAGAUGAUAAUGGCUCUAUUGUUGCCGGCGUGGCAUUAUUGGAGCUUUUACAGUUCAAGGAAAAUAUGACCGACUUUGGAAUAUUGAUUGGUCCUUUGUUUGACAUUCUUGCUGCUCUUUUAAAUGCAGAUAUUGUUCAAACUCUUACUGAAGUAGACUAUUUCAAACAGCUCCUUCUUUCCACGCUUGAGCUAAUAUUCAAGGUUGAUGCUGAAAAGGAAAUUUUGUCGGUCAACGAAGACUCUAUUCGAAUUGAUUUGGUAGUGCAAUGUAUUCGACUGACUGACAAUCCACAGACCCACAACUCUGCUCUCUUGUUGCUCUCCACGAUUGCUUCAGUUGCACCGCAAAGCGUGUUGAUCAAUAUUAUGCAAGUGUUUACGUUUAUGGGUGCCAAUAUUCUUCGACAGGAUGAUAGCUACAGCUUCCAUGUCAUUCAACAAACGCUACAGACCAUUAUUCCUGCUUUGAUGCAACACUUGGACGGAGAUGAUUUCGCUGGAGUUAAACCUAUUAUGGAGGUAUUUGUGCAAGCUUUGCCUCAUAUCCCAGAACACCGACGUCUUCGCCUGUUUACGCUACUGGUGCAGAUCUUGGGAGUGGACAAGCAUCUUGGAAGUAUGCUCGCAUUAAUUCAAUCGAAUAGCAUUAUUAGCAGUUAUUUGGUGGCUCAGCGAGCUAGCGAUGCCAACCAAGCGAUUAGUUUUGGGCUCAAUCUAUUGCAAGAAUUCUCACACCACGAUCAACUAAAAGCCCUGAUCAAAAUAUCGGUAUUUCAGCAAUCUCUUCCAAACCAAAACGUUCAGUGUAAUUCGCCACUUUUGGAACCCAAUAGUGAAAUCAAGACUGUUCGUCGCAUUAAACUUCAGCUCACGAAUUUUGUCAGUCAGGCAUUAAAGUCUAAAGCUCUUAUUCACUCGGCUACCGCUGAGGUUGCCAAGUCUUCAGAAAACUUUAGUGAUUUGCAUUUGAAACUUAUUGAGCUACUUCUUGUUGAAAUUGACACUACGAGUCUUUUUGCUACCGAGGUUCAGAUACGACCCGGAUCGUCAGAUGCCAAAUUCAGCAAGCUGUAUUUGAAUGCCUUGCAAGAAGCUCUUGGACUGGUUAAUAAUCUUCUCCCGCUUGCCAUGUUUAUGCACGUUACUGGUGAGCUUUUGAAACGAAAGGAGGAAGGCAUUUGUCACCGAUCUCUAGUUAUGCUUCGCCAACGGCUUGUAUCACUGGAAGGCACCGAUGAGUUGGAUCAUCAAGUAUUUGUACCUGUGCUGACUAUUUUGGUGUCAAUGUUGAAAACCAAAAGCACAAAAGCCAAAAUCCUUGAAAACAAGCAGCUGGUUAUGGAGUGCAUUUCUAGCACAGCAGAUCUUGUUGGUAAAAACAUUCCUAAAGUUAUUACUGAAUGCUUUACUGCACUUCUUGCCGACCAUUGCAUUCGAUCUGAAAACGAUAAUAUUGCUUCAUCAACUAUUGUGUGUCUGUCAUCACUUUCUGUUGUUCUUGGUCCUCGUAUCGUACCAUUUAUUCCAACUCUUUUGCCGACAGUGAUCCACAAUGGACAGGCAGCACUGGCUUCAAAUGCCGAUACUCGAUCAAUUGUUGUUUCUGCAGUGUUUGGAUUUAUUGUGAUAUUUAUCGAAACUCUUCCUCAGUUUGUUAGUCCCUAUCUUGGUGAUCUUAUUGGCUUUGUUGCUGAACCUCGUAUCGAGUCCAUGACACCUCGUAUCACCCAGCUUGCCUCGGCUAUUUCCAGUGGGCUGGCUCGUCAUAUUUCGGCACGUAUUAUUUUUGAUCCAAUGUCGAAACAGCUGACUACUGCUUUGAAAGCGAGUGAAUUUUCUACUGUUUCAAUUUGUAAACUGUUGGCUGAUGUCAUAUACAAUACACCUCAGCCGGCACUGAUUGAUUGCAUAAAGCCCCUUGGUGCAAUCAUGAUUCAAGGAUUUGGAUACCGCUGCAGUGGUCCUGGUGCGCCGGUUGCGCCAAAGGUAACAUUUUGA